Molecule: messenger RNA, 1079 nt
Organism: Camellia sinensis
Lineage: Eukaryota; Viridiplantae; Streptophyta; Magnoliopsida; Ericales; Theaceae
Product: cysteine-rich repeat secretory protein 38-like
Source: RefSeq, a predicted model, not a curated record
UUACGGCGAUCUGAUAAUUGUAGCAUAUUCAAUUUAUCACGUUUGUCACCAAAAAAGGAAUGGUCUAUUUUUAAAAACACAAUUGUUGCCUAUAUUUUUGGUGACAAAAGCAUUAAAUUAAAAAUGUUAUAAUUAUCAGCAAUUUCUGCUCUUAUGUAAAAAAUGGAAGGAAAAGAAUGAUGACUGUAGUUGUUCUCUCUACCCCAUCAGGAACUAUGAUUCCUCUGUUCUUUUCACUCCUGCUUGUUAUUCAACACCCAUUGAUCAUGGCACAACCCAAACACCUAUACACUCUGUGUUCAACAAAUACCACAAAUUACACUAUGGGUAGCCAGUUAGACAGCAACCUCAGACGCCUCCUCAUCCAGUCUCUUUACAACAAUGGUGGUGACUCCGUCUUCAACAAUACACAAGGGGACGAUCCUGACAACGUUUAUGGUCUAUUCCUCUGCAGAGGUGAUGUUCCAGCCUGCGUCUGCCAGAAUUGCAUCGACAUGGCCAGCAAUGAGAUUGUUAAAGAUUGUCCCUUCAAGAAAGCGGCAAUUAUAUGGUACGAUGAGUGUUUGAUUCGCUGUUCUUACAGAUCUUUCUUCUCUAAAGUAGAUUCACAAGUACGGGUUUGCUUGGUGAAUACAGGAAAUAUAACUGAGUUUGAGCCUGAUAAAUUCAAUGAGAUUUUGGGAAAAACUUUCUCUAAUCUGAGUUUUGUGGCAACUUCCAAUCCUUCGAAUCGCGUGUAUGCAACAAGCAAAGCUAAUGUCACAAGUUCUAUGUGGUUGUAUAGCAUGGUGCAGUGUACCCCUGAUUUGUCACCAUUUGAUUGCUGCGAUUGCCUCUCUGAUGCUAUCUCGUACCUUUCUUCGUUAUCGAAGGGAAAGAUGGUAGGGAGAGUUCUUGUACCAAGCUGUAACAUAAGGUAUGAUAUUAAGGAUAUCUCUGUAACUAAUGUAAAGAUUGUGUAUAUCUAAACUAGGUGAUUGUGUAUGUCUAAACUAGGAAGGUCUUCUCUAUCACAGAAAUUUAGGCUUAGAAGUAGGCUUGAUUUGCUCAUUUUAUUUAGUAUAUAAAGAUGUAUUGUA